GGCGCCCUUGUGUAUCCAUGGCAACUAGUUAAAAAAACAUGGCUGCUGAAGAAGAAAAUUUAAGAGAAACUUUCAACGAAAUAGAGAGUGAGCUUGCAGUACUCAAUAAAACUCCAGUCUCGUUUGUUGUCGUUGGAAAACCAGGCUCAGGAAAGAGCACUCUAGCAAAGAGGCUAGCUGCUGUCUGGAAAUGUCAGCUAGUUGAUGGUACAAGCACUAUUGAACAAAUUAUUAAAGAAGGCACUUCUGAACUAGCUAAGGAAGUCAGACAAGUGUUGUAUACUGGUAAAGAAAUCAGUGAAGAAUUAGUGGCACGGGUCAUUAAGGAUAAACUAGUCUCAUCUGAAAUACAACAUUAUGGAUAUGUUCUUGAUUGCUUGCCUUCGUUUGAUGAAUCAUGGAAGAAUGUUCCACAGCAGAUUGAGUUUUUGAAGACACUGCCUCAGCCACCCACUGUCAUAAUUAAUUUGAAGAUACCUGAUGUAGACCUUUUAAAGAGGAGAGUUGGUCAAAGAGUUGAUCCAAUGAAUAACGAAGUCUUCAUUAAGCCAGUCUAUGAUCCUGACGGCCCUUUAGCUAACGCACAGCAAAAGAAAAAAGACGACGAUGACGAUGAAGACGAAGACAAAGAAGAGAGUAAAGAAGAAAUGGAAGAUGAUAUGGAUGAUGAGGAAGGCAAUGCUGAUCGAGAUGAGUUUCAAGAUGAUUUGGGUGAAGUUGAUAGCCUCCAUUUGUUAGCUCCUAACAUUGCUGAUAGGUUGGUCAUAAGGGCCAGGGACAAGAUGGCUAAUGUGAAGGAAGAGAUUAAAUAUUACAAAGAAAAUGUCCUAAGUCAUAUUGAGGAUUAUAUUAUUCAGCAUAAUCAUCAAUAUGUCAUUGAAUUGGAUGCAAGUCUCUCUUCAAAGGAGCUCUUUAGAUCUCUUUUGUUGCGUCUCACUGCUCUUGGUUUAAGGAGAGCCAUAGCUCCAAAGCGUCUAGUUGAGCCAGAGGAUGAUGAAGUUGAUAAUGACAUUGAACACACAGACCCUAACAUGUUCCUUGCUCAAGUAGCAGAUACUAAUAUUUUAAUGCCAAAAUUUCGUUGGAGGAGAUCAAAAUGGGGCCAGUUUUGUCCAGUUGAAUUAUACAAGGGUAAUCUUGUCAAGGGAAGACUGGAAUAUUCAGUUGGUUUAAUGGAUAAGAUGUACUGCCUCUCAUCCAAUACAGCAUUUGCUGACUUCAUCAGAUGCCCCAGACGCUAUCUCUUGCCUCCUUCCCCUCGGAUACCCUGCAAGAUAUGCGUAUUAGGUCCUCCAACUUCUGGAAAGACUUCUUUAUCGAAAGCGUUAGCUGAGCACUACAAUGCAACAGUUAUUAGUGUUGAAGAGUUGGUGAGACCAGUUUUGGACAUUAUGAUGGAGAAAGCAGUUGAUGAAGCAGUUCAAAAAGCUAGAGAUGAUACUGUGGCCAGACUAAAGGCUGAGCAAGAAGUUCUCCAAGCACAUAAAUAUGAAGAUGGCUCAAGCCCACCUCCAAUAGUCAUCCCAGAGGAUCAUGCUGAUAUACUGACAGCCAUUAAAGAAGCAGAAGAGAAGACAAGAAGCAAAGGAGGCGACCCAUCUCCUGAAGUUUAUGUAGAAGCACUUUCUCUUGGCAUACAACAAGCCGAAGAGGCCAGGAGGAAUUGUGAAGAUGAUGACAGGAUAUAUGGUGGCUGGGUUGUUGAUGGAUUCCCACUAUUAAGAGAGCAAUGGAAUACAAUGGUUGAGUCUGGCUUUAUCCCAGAUGCUGUCAUUAAUAUAGAAGCAGAUGAAGAAGGAGGCAGCAGAGUAUUAAUGAAACGAUACUGUGAUGCUAAUGACAUACCUUACCCUGAGGAGAAGGAGAAAGCAGCUAACACUGAAGGAGCUGAAGAUGGAGGGAAUAAAGUGACUGUAUUGCCAGAGGAGGUGGAGAAGUGGCAGAAAGAGAUUUCGCUCUAUGAAACACAAUGGAGCUCAUUGUUAAGCUCCAUUAGUGCUUCAAGCACUGUUGAUCAGUUCAAGAUAUCAACAUCAUUAUCAGUGGAUGAUGCUGUGAUGACUGCUGUACAGCACAUGGAAGAUAUAUUCACUUUGACUCCAACUGAUAUCUCAGGACAAGAUGAAGAAGAUGAUGGUGAUGAUGAUCCUGUUCUUCAUGAAGUUGUUGAAGAAGAAGAAGAAGAAGAGGAUGAAGAGAGAGAGGCAAUGGAAGCUAAAAAGAGAAAGCCUUGGGGCGACAGUUAUCAUUUCUGUCCUGUUGCUCUUUUUGAGAGCAAUGUCCUCUGGCCGGGACAAGCUGAGCAUGUCGUCCGAUAUAAGGACAAACUUUAUUUCUUUAGUUCUGAGGAGGCAAAGAACAAAUUCCUUGCUAGCCCAACCAAGUUUGUUGGUGAACAUAAACCACUUAAACCGCCUGUCCCUCGGAUUUUCCUGCUAGGACCCACGGCCUCAGGAAAGACUGAAGCCGGAAGGAUCCUUGCCAAGAGACUGGGAGUGUUUCAUAUUUCAUUCAGAGAGUACCUUCAAGAUCAGAUACUCCCGAAAAUGAAAUGGCCCCCACUCCUGGACCCUGAUGAGAGAGAAGGGGUUGAAGAGAAGGAUAAAGAAGAUUCUGAUGAUGAGAUUGAAGCAAUGACAGGUAAUGAUCUUGAUGAAGAUGUAAUGGAGGCAUUGGAUGAGAGGGAGACAGAGCUAAGAGCACAUUUACUGAACAGUGAGCCAUUGUCAGAGGAAGCAUUAGAAGACUAUGCUACCGAGUUUUGGAAGGAAGAGCCUUACAAGUCAACUGGAUUCAUUAUGGAGGGUUUGCCUCAUCACGGAGAUGACUUGAGAUAUCUCUGCUCUAAAGGACUCUAUCCUGAUGCUGCUGUCAUACUAGAGAUUGAUGAGGAUAACAUGUUAGACAGGGUCCUACCAAAAAGGAUGAACAUAUGGAGGGAUAGGAGGAACAGAAAGCUUGAAAGGAAAAGACUAGCCAGAGAAAACGCACUGAAAGAAUGGGAGGAGAGCAGAGCAAAGAGAAAGGUAGAAAUUGAGGAAGACUACAAAACUAAAAAAGCCGAAUAUGACGCAACCAAGAAACAGCAGCAAGAGGAAGGAGGAGGGGAAGAUGGUGAAGAUGAGGACGAUGAUGAGGAGGACCCUUUCAUUGACGAGUUUAACGAGCAGUUAGCUGAAAUAGAAGCCGAAGAGCCUCCGGAAGAAGAGGAGGAGGAGGAGGAGACAGAGGAAGAGGUGGAGGACAGGAUGAGAACAUCCAUACAUGAGAAAUACGAAGAACAAACCGAAUCAUUAUCAGGAAUACAAGACGUGUUAACUGAAUUUCAGAUUCCUUGUCACACAAUCUCUGCCAGUCGUAAAGUGUCUGUAGUGAUAUGCCUCAUGCAAAAGGCAAUGAAGCAAUACUUCAGCAACAGAAGUGGGAUACUAACUAAAUGUACACCCAUUGAUCCAUUUAGUGCCAAGAAACUACUAGACCAUAGCUACAAGCAAAUAAGCAAGUUCGGCUACUGGUGCCCUGUCAAGCUAAAGGAGGAGCCACACUCCAUUCUUCCACCUCCUUCUAUAAAGGCUACAUUUCCUGUUAUUUAUCGUCAGAGGGUCUAUUUCAUGUCCUCUGUCUCCCAUCGCUUGGAGUUCAUUGCUGAUCCAGAGUCAUAUCUUGCUCAGGAAGUGCCUCACUUGCCCGUACCAAUGUGUCUAGCAAUUGUAGGCCCACCAAAAUCAGGAAAAACUACAGUUGCAGAGAGGUUUGUUGCUAACUAUGGCUGUGUUCGUCUCUCUAUUGGUGAAGCAAUAAGACAAGUGCUGGACCUCUUCCCUGACUCAGACCUAACGGAACAAAUGCUCUCUCAUUUGAGAGUCGGUCAAACACUGCCUGAUGAGCUGUGUGUGCUAGCGCUAGAGAGAGCACUGCUGGAUGUAACCUCAUCUACUAGAGGGUAUGUACUUGAUGGUUGGCCACUAACCAAGGCUCAGGUUGAUCUAUUGAAUAAGUAUCGGAUCAUACCGGUUAGAAUAGUAGAGAUAAAGAUCACUAAUGAAGAAAUGCUGAAGAGAGCUGAGUUAAUAAGACAAUCGGACACUGAACGUCCAUUUCCAGUUCAUGAUUCGCCAUCAAUAUUACUAACAAGAAGUGGUCAUUAUCACAAAAAUGUUGAUGCCAUUAGAGACUGGUACAGCCAAGAGCACGACAACUGGUCCGUCAUCGAUGGAGAGAGAAACUGUUGGCACGUUUGGCGUCAGGCCCACACUGUAGCACUAAAAACUGCAGUACAGAUACAACAGUAUCUUGUUAGAGUCACUGAAGGUAGUGCUGCUUCCAUUAAUUGCUUGUGUGUGACACAGAAAGAGUUUGAAGCUCGUCUUGGUUCGUUUGGUGAUUAUUGUCCAGUUAGUUUUGUGGAAAGAGGAGAACUUUGUGACUGCUCCGGUCAGCUUUCUCUUGAAUACGCAGUAGAAUAUAAGUCUCAUUAUUACAGGACUGCAGGAGAGUCUGAGCUAAAGUUAUUUCUGUCUGAUCCUGGUUCUUAUGUUAAUCCAGAGGUUAAGCUGCCUCCUGAUCUUCCUUGCAGGCUCACUGAAAUGGAAAUAAAACAAAUGUUUCCGAGACAAUUUGAGAUUCGAGGAUUUUGUCCGGUUACUUAUUGUGAUGGAAAAAAGAAAUAUAAGUCAUUGGUUCCUGGUGACUCACAAUGGUCUGUUGAAUAUAAAGGGAAGCUUUACUGUUGUGCCUCUAAUGAGAAACUAGACAAAUUCAUGAGGCGUCCAUUUGAUUAUGAGGUGACCAAGUUACCAGUUAAACUACCUCCCAUCAAACAGUCCCUCCCUGUCAUCUCCUUACCAAUGCUUGGCUAUAUGGAGCAGUCUGUGGCUACACCAAUCAUUAAUAGUCUCACAGCUGUUGGCUGUCUCAAGCCGAAGUUCCCAUUUCUCACUGCAACGCAGUCUGCUCUUGUUUUUGUUGCUCUUCAUCUUAAAGCUUACAACCCAAGGAGUAGCCCCUACACACGUGAGAAGUACAUUCUCAAACUGGAGCGGUUCAAGGAGCACUGUAAGCUCAUUGCUCUCCUUGGAAAGGACAUGAAGAAUGGAUAUCAGGAGCCUAAAGAGAGACCACUCGAGUUUGAGGGUCGCAUGGUGAAGUUUUUGGAUUUAAUCAGAACAUAGUUAUAAUACAAAAAAUAACAAAAAAUAGAUUACAGUUUUACAAUACACACUAAUGUGAUGCAUGGAUACUAUUAAGUUAUUAUAAUAAUCCUUAAUUCAUUAAAAAUUUAAAGUUAUAUUUUUAUUAUUCCUGUACAAUUUUUUUUCACUCCUGGAAAAAUGAUUAGGAUAUUACA
Molecule: messenger RNA, 5347 nt
Organism: Amphimedon queenslandica
Lineage: Eukaryota; Metazoa; Porifera; Demospongiae; Haplosclerida; Niphatidae
Product: adenylate kinase 9-like
Exons: 33
Coding region: 39-5171 (1710 amino acids)
Biological process (GO): nucleobase-containing compound metabolic process
Molecular function (GO): ATP binding; nucleobase-containing compound kinase activity
Source: RefSeq, a predicted model, not a curated record